CGGUCAGAACUCAGAUCAACUCCUCUACCGAAGCUAAACUCUAGCUUUCACCACGAAAAGAAAGAACGAAAGGACGACUACGACCGGAGCCACUAGACGAAACCAGACAAGAGAUCAACUUGAUCACUAGAGGUUUCUCGAGCUCAAACUCAAAGACGAAAGGAAGACCUCCUCAUCUUAAGACUUACGGACAAACUAGAACCUAUUUCUACACGGAAGAAAAGAUGUCCACUGGAAUGGAGAAAAUGAUUUUGCUGCCUCUCCUGUGCAUCAUGCUCCCGUACCUGGCUGCAGGUCAGGAGUGCAGUGGCCAGUGCAUGUGCCCCUCCACCCCCCCUCAGUGCGCCCCUGGAGUGAGCCUGGUGCUGGACGGCUGCGGCUGCUGCAGGGUGUGUGCCAAACAGAUGGGGGAGCUGUGCACAGAGAAAGACGUCUGCGACCCCCACAAGGGGCUCGACUGCGACUUCGGAGCCCCCAUCAACAGGCGCAUAGGAGUCUGCACAGCUCGAGAGGGCGCCACCUGUGUGUUCGGAGGAAUGAUUUACAAGAGCGGAGAGACUUUCCAGAGCAGCUGCAAGUACCAGUGUACCUGUCUGGAUGGAGCUGUCGGCUGCGUUCCUCUUUGUGCCAUGGACAUCCGCCUGCCCAGCCCUGACUGCCCCAUGCCCAGACGGGUGAAGGUGCCAGGGAAGUGCUGCGAAGAGUGGGAGUGCGAUUCUCCCUACAGACACAGCUUCAUGGGCUCUGUUCUACCUGCCUACAGAGAGGAAGAGACCUACGGCCCAGAUCCCUCCUUGAUGAGAGAGAACUGUCUGGUUCAGACUACUGAAUGGAGCGCCUGCUCUAAGACCUGCGGCCUCGGCAUCUCCACCAGGGUCACCAACGACAACCGCGAUUGCCGCCUUGAGAAACAGACCCGACUGUGCAUGGUGCGACCCUGCGAGUCCCAGCUGGAGCAGAGCAUCAGGAAAGGGAAAAAAUGCAUCCGCACUCCCCGACUCUCCAAGCCCAUGAAGUUCGAGAUCUCCGGCUGCACCACCACCAAGUCCUACAGGCCCAAGUUCUGCGGUGUGUGUCUCGAUGGCCGCUGCUGCACCCCCCACAGGACCACCACCCUGCCCAUGGAGUUCAAAUGCCCCGAUGGUCAGGUCAUGAAGAAGCACAUGAUGUUCAUCAAGUCCUGCGCCUGCCACCACAACUGCCCCGGGGAGAACGACAUCUUCGAGUCCAUGUAUUACAAGAAGAUGAUGGGAGACAUGGCCUGAGCCACUGAGGGACGAUCCCAGCUUAUGACUUGAAGAACAAACAAAGCAGAACUACAUCUCAUUUUGCAGCUCAGUAUAUAUGUUUUUGUCAUGUUUUAUUUUGUCAUUGUAAAAGUAGACCAGACACUUGUCUAAGUGGCUGUGUAUUCUAUGGCCGGUGCAAAUCGGCCACAUAGACUCAGACAGAGGGUUGCAUAGCAACUCCGAGAGAUUCCUGCACUAUAACUUCUACUUUUGACAAACCUGCUGCCAGGUUUUACGCCCAUUCCCCUUGAUUUAUCCUUUACAAACCCAUCCAAUUUUUACAGUAUGCAUUUUUUGUACCUUAUCUAAACCUUGACUCCUCUAAAAAUGAGGGGUCUGAUAACUCCCCCCCACCCCCAGACCUGCAAACUCUAAGCAGCUGUAGAGGGAGCACGCAGACCACAGCAGGCCAGUGUUCCCCUGUCCAAACAGGUCUGAAUGUGUCCUUGUGUGUGUGCGUGCGUGUGUGUGUGUUUGUGUUAGCCUGAAUGUCAGCCUUGUCUGUACAGACGCUGUUCACUCUCCUCCCAGUGUAGAGGAAAGGUCAGAGUUUCCGCCCAGCAUGUGGAUGAGAGAGCAGCAGCGUGCUGAGUUUAGGGUUAGAUAUGGAACACAGUGGGCUUUGCCACAGCACUGAGGACAAAAAAAGACACAUGUUGACUUUUAUUAUAAAAAAAAAAGAUAUGACUAUUACUGAUUCAGGUCAGAAGGAAGAAACCAAGUGUUUAUAGAAACUAUUUUGUAACAAAAAUAGUUGAGAAGACUGGAAGAAUUGCAAUUUCAUUCCUUUUUUAUUGUUGAUGUGUAAAUGAUGUAUAUAUUUGUACAGUUUAAGUUAAUUUAAAAGCCAAAUUUGUUCUGUGCUUCGAAAUGUAUCGAUAGUGUGUUUUGUGUCGAUGGUGUUUUUCACUAUUUUAUUGAGAAGUGUGACAAAAAUGUUACAUGUUUUACUUUGUAGCUGGAAAUAAAAUGUUAUAUAUUUUUAUACAAA
This is a messenger RNA of Limanda limanda (common dab), 2280 nucleotides long. It is a transcript of the gene ccn2a, whose product is annotated as cellular communication network factor 2a. Bases 225 to 1265 code for a protein of 346 amino acids. Gene Ontology annotation, biological process: cell adhesion; signal transduction. Gene Ontology annotation, cellular component: extracellular matrix; extracellular region. The record is from RefSeq and is a predicted model, not a curated record. Gene Ontology annotation, molecular function: heparin binding; integrin binding. The transcript is spliced from 5 exons. NCBI's taxonomy places the organism in Eukaryota, Metazoa, Chordata, Actinopteri, Pleuronectiformes, Pleuronectidae.